Messenger RNA from Yamadazyma jaroonii, 705 nucleotides. NCBI's taxonomy places the organism in Eukaryota, Fungi, Ascomycota, Pichiomycetes, Serinales, Debaryomycetaceae. The record is from the annotation of a GenBank genome assembly.
AUGUUAGUUAACGAUUCAAGAUUAAACCAAGUAGAUUCUGCUGAAAGAAGAGAAGUUCACAAACCACAAAUGGAAUUUGGUGAACAACAAGAUAUGGUCAUGGCCAAUAAUGAAAUCCCUGGGAAAUUAGGGGAUUUAAUUAACGAGUUAAAGAAACAUUUAGGUGGUAAAGGUCUUAGUUGUAAGGAUAUCAAUGUUGAAGAGAUCCAAAAGAUCAUGGAAAGUUAUGAAGCUGCUGAUGAAGAUUGGGCUAAAUAUGGUUUACAUGAUUCUUCAAGAAAUUAUACUAGAAAUGGGAUUGUUAAUAUUAAUGGUAAUGCUAAUUUAUUGAUAUUAUGUUGGUCACCAGGGAAAUCUUCUGCUAUUCAUGAUCAUGCUAAUGCUCAUUGUGUUAUGAAGAUUUUAAAGGGGAACUUAAAAGAAUCUCUUUACAAUAUCCCUAAUGGCGAAGCUAUGGAAUUGAAGAAAGAGACCAUUUUACAAACCCAACAAGUUGGAUAUAUUUCUGAUGAUAUUGGUUUACAUAAGAUCUCUAACCCUGAUGAUACUGUAAGUGUUUCAUUGCAUUUGUACACUCCACCAUAUGCUUCAUUAUAUGGAUGUUCUAUGUAUGAUGCUAAUGGAGUCAAACAUCAUGUUGACAUGAGUAAAUAUUAUAGUUGGCAAGGAGAAUUGGUCAACAAAAACGGUGGAUCUACCUGUUAG